Molecule: messenger RNA, 2017 nt
Organism: Arabidopsis thaliana (thale cress)
Lineage: Eukaryota; Viridiplantae; Streptophyta; Magnoliopsida; Brassicales; Brassicaceae
Product: RNA-binding (RRM/RBD/RNP motifs) family protein
Exons: 9
Coding region: 354-1670 (438 amino acids)
Biological process (GO): mRNA catabolic process; regulation of photoperiodism, flowering
Cellular component (GO): ribonucleoprotein complex; cytoplasm
Molecular function (GO): RNA binding; mRNA binding; nucleic acid binding
Source: RefSeq, marked reviewed
AAAAACGCGGAUAAAAUGGUAAAUUCGGCAUGACAACACAUCCAUAAUCAGACAAAACAAUCCGAAAGUGUUCCCCUGGCAUCCCACAGGCUCGCCUUCUUGUUUAAUUGAACAGCUGUUUUAAUGGCAAUAUCGUAAAUUUAGUAAUAACGACGAGCCCAGAUUUAGUCCGUAUUUUAAUUUAACCACUUUGUCACCCAUUAGUUAGUAGUUCUCUCAUUUUUUUUUCUUAUUAUUAUUAUUUUUUCCAAAAAAAAGAAAGUAAAUAAAUAAAUAUUCAGGAAGAAAAAGCCUGUAGAGAGAGAAGAAGAAGAAGAAGAAGAAGAAGACGACGAAGUCGAGAGAAAGAAAUAAUGGCGGAGGAGACGAUGGAGAACGAAGAGAGGGUGAAGCUGUUCGUCGGACAAGUUCCGAAGCACAUGACGGAGAUUCAGCUCCUCACAUUGUUUCGAGAAUUCUCCAUCGUCAAUGAAGUCAACAUCAUUAAAGAGAAGACAACACGAGCUCCUCGAGGAUGUUGUUUUCUGACAUGUCCUACAAGGGAAGAUGCUGACAAGGUGAUCAAUAGUUUUCAUAACAAGAAGACAUUGCCUGGGGCAUCUAGUCCGUUGCAAGUUAAGUAUGCAGAUGGCGAGUUGGAAAGACUAGAUGUUCUUGACUGUUCGUGCAAUCCAGAGCACAAACUUUUCGUCGGUAUGCUUCCAAAGAAUGUCUCUGAAACUGAAGUCCAGUCCUUAUUCUCUGAAUACGGAACCAUUAAGGAUCUACAGAUUCUAAGAGGGUCUCUACAAACUAGCAAAGGCUGUCUGUUUCUAAAGUACGAGUCUAAAGAACAAGCGGUCGCAGCUAUGGAAGCCCUCAACGGAAGACAUAUAAUGGAGGGAGCAAAUGUUCCUUUGAUUGUUAAAUGGGCAGACACAGAAAAGGAAAGACAAGCUCGAAGACUUCUAAAAGUUCAAUCUCAUGUCUCCAGACUCGAUCCGCAAAACCCCUCCAUGUUUGGAGCAUUACCUAUGAGUUAUGUUCCUCCUUACAAUGGAUAUGGCUAUCAUGUGCCUGGAACUUAUGGCUACAUGCUACCACCUAUCCAGACUCAACAUGCAUUUCACAAUGUGAUUUCACCUAACCAAGGUAACGGCAGGGCAUUGCAGGGAACCGCUUUGACAGAGUCUGUCCCACCACGUUUGGCCCCCCGCAGAAACUUCCCAACGGCUCUUGGAAAUUACGGUUACCAUGGUCUUCAAUAUCCUAUGGCAUUUCCUAGAGGGAUGAUACCUCCUCGCCUUCCUCUAACCACAGUUUCACCUGGAAUUUCUAAUAACGGCACAUCGAUACCUUCCUCGCUUCAAACAGAAGGACCAGCAGGUGCGAAUCUAUUUAUUUAUAACAUACCUCGGGAAUUCGAGGAUCAAGAACUCGCGGCUACGUUUCAACCUUUUGGUAAGGUUCUAAGCGCCAAGGUGUUUGUAGACAAGGCCACUGGUAUAAGCAAAUGUUUCGGAUUCAUUAGUUAUGACUCACAGGCAGCUGCUCAGAACGCUAUUAACACAAUGAACGGUUGCCAAUUAAGCGGUAAGAAAUUGAAAGUCCAGCUUAAGAGAGACAACGGUCAACAGCAGCAACAACAACAGAGUAAAAACCCGUUAUUUAACGGUUUAUUAAACUCGUAAAAACCACUGACAUCUCUUCAUCAUUAAGAGUUCGCUGUGCGGUUAACGGCAAAUCCGGUUGAGACACUAAGAUGGAUCUUGAUGGAACUGGAGAACAAAAAGUUGAUGGCCGUAAUUAACUAACAUUUGCCAAGUCUGAUCAUGUGGGUCAGAAAUUCUCAAUCACUCAGAAAAGCUGUAUCUUCAUGCAAAAGGAUUCUCUUCCACUCACUCUUCUUCUAUUUUUCUCUUUUCUAAACUUUGUCAAUUUGUGACUUAUGUCUAUCAUUGAAAAGUUCAUGUAUAAAUGUUAUGAUUAUUAACCAUUAUAAUUUCAUUUAUUAAUCUUGUUCAUUCUUAAAAGUCCC